AAAACCCUGUCUCCCUCUUCUUUACUAAUCUCUCAGCCUCUGCGAGCGAGAGAGAGAGUGUUCGAGAGAGAAAGAUGAAUAAGAAAGAAGUGUUCAAAUUAGCAAAAGGGUUCAGAGGAAGAGCCAAGAAUUGUAUAAGGAUAGCUCGAGAGAGAGUUGAGAAGGCUCUCCAGUAUUCAUAUCGUGAUCGUCGCACCAAGAAGCGUGAUAUGCGCUCUCUUUGGAUCGAACGCAUCAACGCUGGCUCUCGUUUACACGGCGUCAAUUACGGUAACUUUAUGCAUGGACUGAUGAAGGAGAACAUCCAACUGAAUAGGAAGGUACUUUCAGAACUAUCUAUGCAUGAACCAUAUAGUUUCAAGGCCUUGGUUGAUGUAUCACGCUCUGCAUUUCCCGGAAACAAGAAGGCGGUACUGCCUCCAAAGAAAGAAGGCCUCCAGAUGCUUGUUUAAUAUGUUUGUCUACUCAUGUCUUGUAGAGUUUAGAUUGUAAGCAGUGGAUCAAGUCAUUACAAGAACACGUCAAUCCUUUUAAAAUAAUAUUCCACCUAUUUACAUGCUCUACUUUGGCACUUGUCUAUUGAUUUGACAGUUACAUAUAUUGAUCUGAUUUUUGGAAGUUCAAUACAUUCUGAAUUCUAUCA
Molecule: messenger RNA, 643 nt
Organism: Daucus carota subsp. sativus
Lineage: Eukaryota; Viridiplantae; Streptophyta; Magnoliopsida; Apiales; Apiaceae
Exons: 2
Coding region: 75-452 (125 amino acids)
Biological process (GO): ribosomal large subunit assembly; translation
Cellular component (GO): mitochondrial ribosome
Molecular function (GO): rRNA binding; structural constituent of ribosome
Source: RefSeq, a predicted model, not a curated record